AACAACAUUCGACAAACGUUUAACUACCUUUUUGAAUUUAGAAAGAAAUCUCGAAACGUUUUAAUUUAAUGAAUGUGUACUGUGAAAAGUGUCGAUGGUAGCAAGAAUCGAUUACUAGUUAGCCUCGGCGUCUCCUACGACUCUUCAGGCGACAGCAUGUGGUUGUAAUUGUUGUUCUAUCUUGUCGACGAGGAAAGAUCACGCCGGUUUUGUGUCCUUCGUUUGGCCUUGAAGUUCGACGCUUCGAAAUAUAAAAACGGUAUGUCCUCGACUUUGAGUCUUUGAGGUUUGUUUUGUUUGUGUUUUAUCUAUCGACCAUGGGAGUACCAGCGUUUUUUAGAUGGUUGACGAGAAAGUACCCGUCCGUGGUGGUAGAAUGCGUCGAGGAGAUGCCGAAGGACAGGGACGGGGAGGAGACGCCCGUAGACUCCUCCGAGCCGAAUCCGAACGGAGUGGAGUUCGACAACCUGUACUUGGACAUGAACGGGAUCAUCCACCCUUGCACCCACCCAGAAAACAAGCCCGCCCCCAAGAAUGAGGACGAGAUGAUGGUGGCCAUUUUCGAAUGCAUCGACAGGCUUUUCAAGAUUGUGAGACCGCGUAAAAUCCUCUACUUGGCCAUCGAUGGAGUUGCACCGAGAGCUAAGAUGAAUCAGCAGCGGUCGAGGAGGUUCCGCGCGGCGAAGGAAGCGACUGAGAAGGCAGAACAGAUGAACAAGAUCAGGACGGAACUGUUGUCCAAAGGCUACACCCUGCCGCCUGAAAAAGAGUGCGGAUCCCAUUUCGACAGCAAUUGUAUUACACCAGGUACCGGGUUCAUGGCUCGUCUCACGCAGUGUCUCAACUAUUACAUACAUGAGCGUCUCAUGACAGAUCCCGGUUGGAAAGGGCUCAAAGUGAUACUGUCUGAUGCGAGCGUACCGGGUGAAGGUGAGCACAAAAUUAUGGAUUUCAUCAGAAGACAAAGGGCGCUGCCGAACCAUGACCCGAACACCCACCAUUGUCUCUGUGGUGCGGAUGCUGAUCUUAUUAUGCUGGGUUUGGCCACCCACGAACCUAAUUUUACAAUUAUUCGAGAGGAGUUUCAAAUGAACCAGCCUAAGAAGUGCGAUAUAUGCUCACAACCUGGCCACGAGAUGAAAGAUUGCAAAGGGCUGGACACAGUGAAAGAUCCUGAACUGUGCAACGAUUCCAUGUUUGUAGGUAGUGGGACGAAAUAUAUCUUUGUUCGAUUGAAUGUCUUGAGGGAAUACCUAGAAGAGGAAUUGAAAAUGCCCGAUUUACCAUUUGAAUACAACUUUGAAAGAGCUUUAGAUGACUGGGUUUUUAUGUGCUUUUUUGUAGGAAAUGAUUUUCUACCACAUUUACCAUCACUUGAAAUAAGAGAAGGAGCAAUCGAUCGUCUCAUUAAUCUGUAUAAAAAAACAGUUUAUAAAACAAGAGGGUUUUUAACAGAUAGCGGUGAUGUUGAUCUUGAAAGAGUACAUUUAAUAAUGUCCGAGCUAGGCGAAAUGGAAGAUGAAAUUUUCAAGAGGAGACAAAAAAAUGAACUCUCAUGGAAACUCAAGACUAAACAAAGAGAGAUGAAUAACUCGAAUUGUAACAUCAGGAAGUCGUACGCCGAGCUUAUGGAAGAGGUAUUACAAGAAGAAACUGGAGAUGAUGUCAAACUUUAUGAAGAAGGAUACAAAGAUCGUUAUUACAAACUUAAAUUUGGACUCAGCCAGUAUGAGAUACCCACCAGAGAGAAAAUUGGUUGGGAGUAUGUCAAAGGACUCUGCUGGGUUUUAAAGUACUAUUAUCAAGGUUGUGUGUCCUGGAAUUGGUAUUUCCCUUACCAUUAUGCUCCGUUUGCUUCUGACAUUGUAAAUAACAGGGAGGACAACCCAGUAUUUCCAGAGAAUACCACACCAUUCUCACCUUUAGAACAAUUAAUGGGAGUUUUCCCUGCUGCUAGUGGUAAUCUCGUCCCGCCAACUUGGGCCGAACUCAUGACCGACCCAUGUUCCCCGAUUCUUGAUUUCUAUCCGAAAGAUUUUAUGAUAGACCUUAAUGGCAAAAAAUACGCUUGGCAAGGUGUAGCGCUUUUGCCUUUCGUGGAUGAACAGAGGCUGAAAGCCGGUUUGAAGCAAGUCUAUGGAGAUCUCACUGAGGAAGAACGAGAAAGGAAUAUGAGAGGAAAUGACCGCUUGUACAUAAACAUCGGGGCAGAUUGUUUCGACUUUGUGAAACUUCUGAAUCCGAAGAACAAUGUAGAUAACGCUGUAGAUUUGAACGCUGUGGGAAUACAGGGAAAAAUUUUUGUCAAUAGUAGAGAAUAUUUCCAGGGGAAAACUGUAUGGUCUCCAGUUCCAGGAUUGGAACAUGUGAAAAACAACAGUGUACUUUGUGUGGCUUUCGUCGAUCCAAAAUAUCCUACAAAACACAAAUUCAUGGCCAACAGGCUCGAUGGUGCAGUCGACCCGCCAAGGACGUUGAAGAGCGGCCAAGGCAACAAUAGACCUAUGAUCGGGUUUGUGCAACGUAGAGACAGGGACUAUAUGGACGAUUCGGGCCACCGUAUGAUUCACCACAAUUUACCCCCUUGCCACAGUUAUAUUCCACUCGGGCCACAAGGGAACCCCUGGAGGUCUGGCCAAAACGAAUAUCAGCACAAUCGAAACCAACAACAAGGGCGCGGCAACAUGUACCAAGGUAGAAUGAACAAUAACUUCCGUGGAAGGAGUUAUGAUGACAACCGACAACAAAAUCAAAACUCUUAUAAUCAACCAGCUCCCGGACAAAGAAUGAGGCCCAAUAACUCAUAUGGCUAAAACCAGCAGACUCAACGCUACACACCCUACAACAGAAAUAAAAGAAGAUUCCAACAAUAAUUGCAUAUACUGAGGAACAACAACAAAAAAAAGUAGAUUUUAUUAACAUUAAUUACUUUCCUUACAUUUGAAUAUUUGUUUUAUUCAUGUACAAAUAAAAUAUAUAUAUUUCUCUCUCUC
Molecule: messenger RNA, 2993 nt
Organism: Cimex lectularius (bed bug)
Lineage: Eukaryota; Metazoa; Arthropoda; Insecta; Hemiptera; Cimicidae
Gene: Rat1
Product: 5'-3' exoribonuclease 2 homolog
Exons: 2
Coding region: 318-2813 (831 amino acids)
Biological process (GO): nuclear-transcribed mRNA catabolic process
Cellular component (GO): nucleus
Molecular function (GO): RNA binding; 5'-3' RNA exonuclease activity
Source: RefSeq, a predicted model, not a curated record